Molecule: messenger RNA, 2030 nt
Organism: Bufo bufo (common toad)
Lineage: Eukaryota; Metazoa; Chordata; Amphibia; Anura; Bufonidae
Exons: 6
Coding region: 288-2030 (580 amino acids)
Biological process (GO): nucleosome assembly
Cellular component (GO): nucleosome
Molecular function (GO): DNA binding; structural constituent of chromatin; protein heterodimerization activity
Source: RefSeq, a predicted model, not a curated record
AUGGAGGCUGUAAUAUAAUGUUGAGGUUGAUAAUAUAAUAUGGAGGCUGUAAUAUAUUGAUAUGAUGUAAUUUACAGGCUGGUAAUAUGGAGGCUGGAAAAUGAAAACCACCAGCACUUCUGAGCUCAGCCAAUCAGAGCUGGAGGGCGGGGCCUGGAGUUCAGGAACAGCCCCGCCCCCAGAAAGGCCGCCUCUCCGUGCAGUUCUCCUUCAGGUCCGCCCAUGCUCCAUAUAAAGGAGGGCUCUGGGCUGAGCAGUCACUGCUCUCUGCUCCUCACACCUAGAAGAUGUCUGGUCGCGGUAAAGGAGGGAAAGGGCUCGGGAAAGGCGGCGCCAAGCGGCACAGGAAGGUGCUCCGUGAUAACAUCCAGGGCAUCACCAAGCCUGCCAUCCGCCGCCUAGCUCGCAGGGGAGGCGUCAAGCGCAUCUCCGGCCUCAUCUAUGAGGAGACUCGCGGGGUGCUGAAGGUCUUCCUGGAGAACGUCAUCCGGGACGCCGUCACCUACACCGAGCACGCCAAGAGGAAGACCGUCACCGCCAUGGACGUGGUCUACGCGCUCAAGCGCCAGGGCCGCACUCUCUACGGCUUCGGGGCUGACAGGGAGGAAAACCGCAGCCACUGUGAGAACGGGGAGACCCGGGAGCAGCUCCGCUGGAGACAGGGUGGGGGCUCUGAGAAGAGCCUUUGGUCCGGUCAGAAUCCAGCGGCCGUGGAGGAGCAGUCCAUUACACACAGGGGACGACCCCUCUACAGCAGCAAUGUCUGCCCGUACUGGCAGCAGGUCAGGAGCGGUAAGUGCCCCUGUGUGACGCCUCCUCCACAGCGGAGAUCAGCGGCAUCGCCAGCUCAGUCGUACAGACCAUGUGGGGGGCUCUUAGAAGAGCCUUUGGUUCCGGGGGGCACAGCAGCAGAGCCGGGCUCACUUGCUCUUGGCCGACUUGGUGCUCUCGGUCUUCUUGGGCAGCAGCACGGCCUGGAUGUUGGGCAGGACGCCUCCCUGGGCGAUGGUGACGCCGCCCAGCAGCUUGUUGAGCUCCUCGUCGUUGCGCACGGCCAGCUGCAGGUGGCGGGGGAUGAUGCGGGUCUUCUUGUUGUCGCGGGCGGCAUUGCCGGCCAGCUCCAGGAUCUCGGCGGUGAGAUACUCGAGCACAGCGGCCAAGUAGACGGGAGCGCCGGCGCCCACCCUCUGGGCGUAGUUGCCCUUGCGGAGGAGCCUGUGCACUCGGCCGACCGGGAACUGGAGCCCUGCCCGGGAGGAGCGGGUCUUGGCCUUAGCCCGGACUUUGCCUCCUUGUUUGCCGCGUCCAGACAUCGUUCUCUACAGCAGAGCAAAAAAACAGCAAGGAAGACUCUGAUGUAUCUCUGCAGAGCCAUGGCCAGAACCAAGCAGACAGCCCGUAAGUCCACCGGCGGGAAAGCUCCCCGCAAGCAGCUGGCCACUAAGGCCGCUAGGAAGAGCGCCCCCGCCACUGGCGGAGUCAAGAAGCCUCACCGCUACCGGCCCGGGACCGUCGCUCUCCGGGAGAUCCGACGCUACCAGAAGUCCACCGAGCUGCUCAUCCGGAAGCUGCCCUUCCAGCGCCUGGUGAGAGAGAUCGCCCAGGACUUCAAGACCGACCUUCGCUUCCAGAGCUCGGCCGUCAUGGCCCUGCAGGAGGCCAGCGAGGCUUACCUGGUCGGGCUCUUCGAGGACACCAACCUCUGCGCCAUCCACAAGAUGUCUGGUCGCGGUAAAGGAGGGAAAGGGCUCGGGAAAGGCGGCGCCAAGCGGCACAGGAAGGUGCUCCGUGAUAACAUCCAGGGCAUCACCAAGCCUGCCAUCCGCCGCCUAGCUCGCAGGGGAGGCGUCAAGCGCAUCUCCGGCCUCAUCUAUGAGGAGACUCGCGGGGUGCUGAAAGUCUUCCUGGAGAACGUCAUCCGGGACGCCGUCACCUACACCGAGCACGCCAAGAGGAAGACCGUCACCGCCAUGGACGUGGUCUACGCGCUCAAGCGCCAGGGCCGCACUCUCUACGGCUUCGGGGGUUAA